Molecule: messenger RNA, 1942 nt
Organism: Lepidothrix coronata (blue-crowned manakin)
Lineage: Eukaryota; Metazoa; Chordata; Aves; Passeriformes; Pipridae
Gene: GNG10
Product: G protein subunit gamma 10
Exons: 3
Coding region: 111-317 (68 amino acids)
Biological process (GO): G protein-coupled receptor signaling pathway
Cellular component (GO): heterotrimeric G-protein complex
Molecular function (GO): G-protein beta-subunit binding
Source: RefSeq, a predicted model, not a curated record
GCGGAGCCGAGCCGAGCCCAGCCGAGCCCGCCGGAACCGCUCUGCCCGGCUGUGCCCUGCCCUGCUCUGCUCCGCAGCCUCACGCCCUCCGUCUUCCCCUGGGACUCGGCAUGUCGUCGGGCGGCAGCCUCAGCACCAUGCAGCGGCUGGUGGAGCAGCUGAAGCUGGAGGCGGCCGUGGAGAGGAUCAAGGUCUCUCAGGCAGCUGCAGAACUCCAGCAGUACUGUAUGCAAAAUGCCUGCAAAGAUGCCUUGCUUGUUGGGGUUCCUGCGGGGAGCAAUCCCUUCCGAGAACCCCGAUCCUGUGCUCUACUCUGAAAACAGGGAAGGUCAUCGGAGAAUUGCCUUCAAGCAUGACAUGAAUAAUAACUGCCUUUCCUUCACAAGAAAAGUCUCCCUUUGUGUCCUGACUUUUAUGUGGCUAAAAACAGUGUCCUAGAUAUUUAUUCAUUUGUUCUUGUGAAUCUGUAUUCCACUAUCUUUUGGUAAUAUUUUUAAAGUUUUUUAAUGUAACUGUAUUAGGGUGGGUUCGAAGCAUACUGAAAACUAUAACACCAUUGAAAUCUCAACAAAAAAGCCCAGUAUUUAUUACAAAGAAGUGGCCGAAGUAAACGGGAACCGAGAGAAAGAGAAAACGAUGAGGAAAUACGACACCUUACUCACUCAGGUGUGAUUCAUGGGGUAUCUUACCAACUCCGAAUGCCAUAAAAUCCUCUGCAGCAGCUGCGUUUUUCGGAGGGUUAGUAGGCUCACACAUAGCAGGCGUCCCCAGUAAAGACAGCUUGGUCCUUCGUGUGGAGCAAGCUACCCCAAAAAACGAGCUGUGUGCUUUCAUACAAUCAACUGAGCACAUCUGCCUAGGCAGGUGUGGCCAGCACCUCCCCACCAGAGGUUCUCAGUCCCACCCCCUUGGUUAUACAAGUGCAUCCCUUCAGCGCAUGGAUGAGUACUUUGGAAUUUCCCUUCCACAUGCGCAGUCUGCUUCGGGGGUCUUUUCUAACUGAGUCGGGGGUCCUUACUUCAUCAACUCCUCUUUGUUUUCUCCUUCAAAUGUCCUUGACAGAUGACAAGCCAAUCACAGAACACCAUUUAAUACAGUUUAUACAAGAAGCUCUCUCUCCAAGGACGAAGUUCUCGUUUUAUCAGUGAACUUGGCAGGGAAAAUAUAAACUCUUACAGGUGGCUGGGCCAAACACAGACCAAAAGUGUCAACAUCCCUGAUACAGUAACUCUCAUUCUUUUCAUAAUCAUCACCGCUGUUACAUACUAUGCUAACUGUACAAAUAUUACCUAAGAAGUUUACAUUUUAGAAAUGAAAAACAUGCGAAUUUUUACCAAAUUACUUACUUUGGUCUUGAUAAACUGCAACACCAGAGUGAUAGCAAAAAUGAUUUUUUUUUUCCCUAAAGAAAACAACUCAAAACUGAAUAAUUAGGGUACAGAGCUAAAUGCUGUUAGUGCUGAAGUAACAUUCUCAGGGGGAAUUUUGCUUCCAUUAGCAAGACCUGGAGCCAAAUUCAGGGUUUUUUUAAGUGCAUCUCAGUGCAUAAAUGACACGUCUUAGACGUGCUGGACACAAUGUAUAGCAUAGGCUUGAUUUCUAAAGCAUGUUUUUUGCAAUACUUCUAAUCUGUAAUCCUUCUUCUAAUAUGUAUUUGUAAAAGUACUGCUAUGGUGGAAUUUUCUUGAUGUAUUUAAAAUGUGACCAAACAGACACUAAAAAUCCAGGAACACCCAAAGACACUUGCAUGCAUCACUGUCAAGGUUUGCAAUACAUGAAACUUACUAAAAUGUACUUGGUGAUUUGCCUUCACUUUUUUAUAGAGCACUUUUACAAGGAUAACUAACUUUUUUAAUAGGUUUUUAAUUUUGUCUACUUUCUAUUGUUUGUAUUAAUCUUUUAGAAGUUUGGAAAUAAAAUUCCUAUCACUAUUGGCUUUGAA